Molecule: messenger RNA, 4927 nt
Organism: Scophthalmus maximus (turbot)
Lineage: Eukaryota; Metazoa; Chordata; Actinopteri; Pleuronectiformes; Scophthalmidae
Gene: arhgef6
Product: Rac/Cdc42 guanine nucleotide exchange factor (GEF) 6
Exons: 22
Coding region: 131-2452 (773 amino acids)
Molecular function (GO): guanyl-nucleotide exchange factor activity; protein binding
Source: RefSeq, a predicted model, not a curated record
UUUUUUUUUUUUUUUUUUACACUUGUGGCAGAAGUGCGGAUGUGAGUUGCAUGUUGAUACGGAACAGGCCGCCACUUUUCGGUUUGUUUCACAGCGAUGUGUGCGUAGGCGAUGCUCAUUCUGCGGAGCGAUGAAUCCCGAGGAGCAGACGGUAACGUGGUUGAUCUCACUGGGGGUGCUCAGCUCGCCGAAAAAGAACAUCGCGGACCCGGAGGAGUUUCUGAAAGCCUCGCUGAAGGAUGGGGUCGUCCUGUGCAAGCUGGCGGAGCGGCUCGUACCUGGCUUCACACCCAAGUAUAACCAGGAUCCGAGGGCUGAAGCCGACUGCGUUUCCAACAUAAGGGAGUUUUUAAGAGGAUGCUCGUCCUUGAAAGUGGAGGGGUUUGAACCUGAGUGGUUAUACACCGGGGAGAAUUUUGGCAAAGUACUGACCACUUUGCUGGCAGUCAACUUUGCCACACAAGACUGUGCUGCUGAGAGGUCAUGUUCGCAGUCCGGUGCCCACUCUCCUAGUCAGUCGACGUCUUCCCACACACUCUCCUCGGCCAAACCCAAAGGCUCUCUGCGUAGACAAUCCAAAUCAGUGGAGAUGUCUGAGAACGCUGGAGGUGGGCAGCAGAUGGUGAAGGCUCGCUUCAACUUCAAGCAGAACAAUGAGGACGAGCUGUCAUUCAAUAAAGGAGACAUGAUCCUGGUGACGCGGCAGGAAGAGGGUGGAUGGUGGGAGGGCAGUCUCAACAGCAAGACGGGCUGGUUCCCCAGUAACUACGUCCGGGAGAUCAAACCCUGCGAGAAGCCAGUGUCUCCUAAAGGAAAUCAGCUGACUAAGAACUACUACAGUGUGGUGGUACAAGACAUCUUGGAACAUGAGCGAGAGUUUGUCAAAGAAUUGCAAACAGUGCUGAGUUGCUACCUCCGGCCCUUGCAAGCCAACGACAAGCUGAGCAGUGCGGACAGCGCCACCUUGUGUGGAAACCUGGAGGAGAUCCUGACCUUCCAGCAGGGACUGUGUGUGGCUUUGGAGGACUGUACCAAAGUCCCAGAGGGCCAGCAGCGAGUGGCCGGCUGCUAUUUAAACCUGAUGAGUCAGAUCAAGACUCUGUACCUGGCGUACUGCUCCAGCCACCCGUCAGCCGUCUGCAUCCUCACUGACCACAGCGAGGAACUAGACAAGUUCAUGGAGAGCCAGGGAGCCAGUGCUCCAGGGAUCCUUACCCUGACCUCCAGUCUCAGUAAGCCCUUCAUGAGGCUCGACAAGUACCCGACACUGCUGCAGGAGCUGGAGAGACAUGUGGAGGAAUCCCACCCAGAUUACACCGACAUUGUAAAGGCAACAGCAGUAUUUAGGGGCCUAGUGACGCAGUGCCAGGAUCUACGGAAGCGCAAGAACCUGGAGCUGCAGAUCCUAUCAGAACCAGUGCGGGGCUGGGAGGGAGACGCCAUGAAGAGCCUGGGUCACGUAGCCUACAUGUCCCAGGUCCAUUUGAGGAAUGGGUCCAGUGAGGAAAAAGAGGAGCGCUAUUUAAUGCUCUUCCCUAACAUGUUGGUAAUGCUUUCAGCAAGUCCCCGGAUGAGUGGCUUUAUUUAUCAGGGAAGGCUGCCACUCACGGGCACCACGGUGACGAGACAAGCCGAGGACGCAGACAGUGCCCACUAUGCCUUUGACAUCACAGGAAGCAUGAUUGAGCGUAUUACGGUGCUCUGCAGUAGUUCCCAAGAGUUGCAGGAGUGGCUUGAGCACCUUCAGCCCUUUACCAAAGGAGGAAGCCCUGCAGGCACCAUUUUAAAGACUGUAGAAGGAAAGCCACUGAGCAUGGUCGGCACCCCCACUCACCUGUCCCACCUGGGCAGCCUCAGCGCCAUCAGCCGUGGCCCCCUGGAACCGCCAAAGAUCAGCAAACCCUGGUCUCUCAGCUGCCUUCGCCCCGCGCCUCCCCUCAAACCCUCCGCCGCACUGGGCUACAAAGAGAGGAUGUCUUAUAUCAUGAAGGACUCCAGUAAGAGCCCGCGGCCCAUGAAGAAGUUUCUGCCAGGCAACAGGAAGAAAGAGCGGAAGCCCUCCGAUGACGAGGUUCAAAUAAGGAAAAGCACGGCCGCUCUGGAGGAGGACGCUCAGAUACUGAGGGUGAUCGAGGCGUACUGCACAGGAGCCAGCCUGCACCAGGCCAGCACAGCAGUGCGGAAAGAGUGUAUCCCUCAGGUGCUUCUGCCGGAGGAAGAGAAGAUCAUUGUGGAGGAGAUGAAGAGCAACGGGCAGACAGUAAUAGAGGAAAAGAGCCUGGUUGAUGCUGUGUACGCGCUAAAGGACGAGGUUCAUGAACUGAAAAAGGAGAAUAAGUGGAUGAAGCAGUUUCUGGAGGAGGAGCAGAAGUCUCGCAAAGAGCUGGAGAGAGUGGUCCGAAAACUGGCCAAGCAGAAGAAUGAUUGUGCUUGGGAUGACGGCGGCCACUGAGCUCAUCCCACGAUCAUACUCCUCCUCAUGUGCUUUUGUGUGUGUGUGUGUGUGUGUGUGUGUGUGUGUGUGUGUGUGUGUGUGUGUGUGUGUGUGUGUGUGUGUGUGUGUGUGUGUGUGUGUGUGUGUGUGUGUGUGUGUGUGUGUGUGUGUGUGUGUGUGUGUGAGAGAGAGUGUGUGAGUUUGUGUGUGUGUCUGUCUGUCUGUCUGUCUGUCUGUCUGUGUUGCGUCUCCAUAUUUCAAUCACACACAGCAGAGAUGGGACUCCCUCCCCACCAUGACAAUUAGAGAUUCUUCGCUUCACGUGCUGGAGCUUAGUCGGACAUUGUGAUGAAAUCUGUCUUCCUCAUCCAGCCUCACCAGAUGAGACUACAAGUUUGCUUCCUCCCGAAGCAGCUCAGCUAAACCAAGACUGGUAAAAUGGGAUGUUUUCAAACAUACUGCCUCUCCGCUACUGGCACUGUGAACCAGCGUAUAGGACAUUAUCUUUGGACAAGGACAAAACCAGUUCUCUGCAGCUUCUUUUGCUUCGGUUGGUCAUAGAGUACGAAGCCAUCAAAGUCCAAUCUUUGUUCUCUUGCAUGCACUUCUGUUACCAAGGGGACUGAUUGUCUUCUUCUCUCAUCAUGAUGUUUUUGUCAGUCAUAUUUUAGUCGUCACAAAAGGACCGCCGGGUGGGAAAAGGAUUUAUUGAGCUUUCAUGAGUGUAUGUAAUAGGCUUUUGUUUUUGUUUUUUUUGUUUUUUACAUUUGAAACAUUCACAUUACAAGUUUCCAAUUUAUGUGGGUGUUAAAGCAAAUCCACCAGGUUUAUCCCAUUGUCUUAAAUUCAGUUGCAGCCCUUGACUGUUUAUUUAAAAACUGCAUGAAUGUACAGUGUUUCUACAGUACGGAUUCUGCAUCAGAAACUUGGUUACCGAGAUAUUCAGAUAUAUAGUUCAAAGCUAUCAGGGAUGCCGCUGCAUAAUAAAAUAGAAAAGACUUAACUAUGUAUCAUUUAUUAUACAAGAAAUAAUGACGAUCGCCCGUAUUCUUCUUACUAAAAUAUAUUCAAUCAUCAUUUUACUCCAUAAAUUAUAUAGCCUGGCUUUAUUUUGGAUUUUUUUUUUAAUACUCUUAAUUUAUUGGUCACCCAGGCAUUUAAUUGUGGUGUUUGCCUUAUAUAUUUAGUUUUGCUGCAUUUGACAUCUGUUUGGAUCUUUUUUUAUGAAUUGAUGUGUAAAGGCAGAAAAAUAUCCUUGUUUUGGCCAAGGGGAAACAGGCGUUUUUCAAAAAUUAGGUUCACCUGACAAUUUAGAGGUUUUUUUUGCAGCCUCCUGCAGAGCUAAUGGAGACAGACUGAGGAAAUAAACAGAGAGAGAGAUUUAUUUGAUGGUGUAGAGUAGAGCUGAACCGUUCAAUAAGUGCCUCCCAAAGGGGUCGAUAAACUUUAGAGUUUGAGACCAGACUGGGACUAAAUGAGUGAUUUAUUUUGAAAGUGUCAGAGAUGGAUUGUUGUAAUAUUUAAAUGAGAAUGGCUCGAGCUCUCAAUGGGUGUAAAUCGGGUCGGGAAAACCAACCGGGCUCUGCGUGCUAUUUAAGAUGCGGCCUCUUCUGCAAGGACCCACGACGGUACAUUUCCUGUUAUCUGUUCUCGCGGCGCUGCAGAGCAGCAGUGGACGCAAUUGAAAUGCAAUAAGUGACUGCUUUACUGAUUGACCUCUGGGAUAGUCCCGGCACAGUGGACCAGGUUUGGAGGAAUUGCGAUACUGAAUGAAUUAACCCAAUUUAUUAACCAAAAAGGGCCACGCCAGUUAGGUUGUUUAUAUAUGUGUCAUUGGCCUUUAUUUAAUCACAUCUCUUGGUAUGGAUGGUUGUUUAAAGAUCAAUGACCAGGUCCUAAAUUUCAUUAAAAAUGAUACAAAAUGCUAUAAUGUUGUCGUGUUGCACAAUCCCUGUUGGGAAUUGCUGUCUUUUGCAUGCACCUCUUUACAGGGAGGUCCGAGCACUGUGUCGGGUACAAGGCAGCUCUGGUACAUCUCCGGCGGAGUCGCCGACUUGCUCAAGGGCGUUCAAAGCAAGGUCAAUUCUCACGUGCGCUGGGAUCGAUGUUGAACCGCGGUUCCUUUUCAGACAUACAGUAAGCAGGGCAGAUUCUCUCCAGCGCUACACACACACACACAUCUGCUGCCUGAACAGAUGAGUGACUCUGUCUCAUCAUAUCUUUUUGCUGUUGAGAUUAACGUUGUUGCUCAGACUCUAGUUUGAAUUGUUUUCAUUAAUUCCCAGAAGCCUCAUUGAGCACUUACUGGUGGGAAAGGGGCUGAACUCCAGUUUCACCUUGUCCAUUUGAAAUCUCCAGACCACUGUGUAUUCUUUUGUUUGAAAGGUUCUAUGCAAUUAUUGUUGUUGCAAAGUAUUGUAAUGCUUUUUUUUUUCCAGACACUCUGUACUUUAUGUUUGGUAUGGUCAUCCUUUUAUUAAAAGUUUAAUAUAA